Messenger RNA from Diachasma alloeum, 2187 nucleotides. Its product is annotated as cytochrome P450 4C1. Gene Ontology annotation, molecular function: iron ion binding; monooxygenase activity; heme binding. The coding region runs from base 51 to 1610 and encodes 519 amino acids. The record is from RefSeq and is a predicted model, not a curated record. NCBI's taxonomy places the organism in Eukaryota, Metazoa, Arthropoda, Insecta, Hymenoptera, Braconidae. The transcript has 11 exons.
CCGUGUUGAUCAGUGUACUUUAAUUGUCGUUGAUUAAAACUUACGUGACGAUGGAGUUAUUCACUUUAGCAACGUUGAUCUUAUUAUGUCUGUUCAUGUUGCUGUUCAUUUUUAAUUAUUAUCUGCAUCAUAAUAGAAGAGGCUUAUUGAUCGACAAGAUUCCGGGGCCCAAACCUUUGCCGUUGCUUGGCAAUAUGUUGGAUUUUAAUAUGCCUUAUGAACAUUGGUGGUACUUUGCCAGAAAUUCAGCGAAGGACUAUUAUCCUGUUUAUAAAUUAUGGUUUUUGCACCGUCCGUCUGUUAUGAUACAUCAUCCUGAUGAUAUCAAGAUAUUGUUAUCGAGUAAAACAAUGAUCAAGAAAGCUUCAGUUUACGACUUCCUACGUCCAUGGUUGGCUACUGGCCUUCUAACGAGUACAGGUGAUAAGUGGCGAAGACGGAGGAAAAUUAUUAAUUCAAUGUUUCAUUUCAAAAUUCUCGAGGGGUUUAUGGAGACAUUCGUUGAACACACUGAUAAACUCGUGAAAACUCUGCUAUCUGAAGCGCAGUCUGGUGAUGUUGUUAAGGAUCUUCUGCCCAUGUUUUCAAUAUACAGUCUUGGAAUAGUUUGUGAUACGGCUAUGGGAACUAGGUUGAAUGAUGAAGACAAUACCCUGAAGGAGUACAGACAAGCACUUCGUGAUUUUAUAAACCUGUUCUUUUGGCGAACAAUAAAGCCGUGGCUGAAAAACGACUUGAUUUAUUCGAUGACAGCUCAAGGCAGAAAACAGGCCAAAGUUUUGAAAAUCAUGCAUGGAUUCACAAAAAAAAUAAUUGAAGAACGAAAACAGUACCAUGACUCAACUGAUGGGCAAGAUAUUGAAGCAUUUUCAGCGGCAGGAAUGGAAUUCAACAGUGAAACAGCAGACCUGAAGAAUGGUAGACGUCUCAGCUUCGUCGACCUUUUGAUUACGAUAUUCCGCAGAGACCAGGGAAUUGACAGCAAUGGAAUACAGGAGGAAGUGGAUACUUUUAUUGCUGCGAGUCACCAUACCACCGGUCAGUCUUUGGUUUUCACAGCAUUACUUCUGGCAGAACAUCGUGACAUCCAGGCACGUUGCAGAGAAGAAGUAAUAGAAGUCAUGAAGGGGAGCGUCAAUGGAAAACUGGAUAUGAGAAAUGUGCAGAAGCUCAAUUACCUUGAUCGAUGCAUCAAAGAGUCCUUGCGACUGUAUCCGUCUGUGCCUUGUUUCAGUCGGAGAACAACCGAAGACAUACAACUAAAAACUUGUUUCAUACCUGAAGGAUCUACGAUUAAUAUUGAAACUUUUGACACUCAUCGAGAUCCGCAUUACUGGCCUCGUCCAAAUGUGUUUGAUCCUGACAGAUUCUUACCAGAAAAUUCAGCGGGAAGACAUCCAUUUGCUUAUAUACCAUUUAGUGCUGGAACAAGGAAUUGCAUCGGGAAACACUUCGCCAUGUUGGAAUUGAAGACAACAUUAGCAGGAUUACUCCGCAAUUUUUACCUUGAACCAAUGGAGUUGGCAGGCAGUGUUCGAAUGGUGCCAGAUUUAUCGUUAAAUUGUAUAGGCGAAGUGCUUCUCAAAUUUAUUCCUAUUCGUAAUGAAUGAUUUUUCGUCACAUCUGCACGGAAACUUCGAUUAUCCUCUCCAAAUGACGCGGUCUAAGUGGCUAAUUUCAUUCCUUGGAUUUCCGUUGUUUUCGACGAUCCUCGAACUGACGUAACCCACGUUCCUCCGUUCAUUUACGGAGAAAAAGCGCACUUUACCAUGCAGUUAUGCCGAAAAAAUUGUAUAUGCAUCUAAGAAGCAAAUCAGGAUAGUAAAAGCUACGUGUUUACUGACCUCGGCUUUGCCUGUUUUCCUUCCUUGGUGCACAAUAUACUAUUCUGACUACCAUUAAUGAUUCAGCGAGCAAUGUAUUGCUCCAACGGUCAUUCAACCUGAGCACUCACAUGGUAUGUCUGUUCAUUUUUCGUUUUCUUAUUGAUUUUGUUUCAAAAAGAAAUUAUUCAUCAACGUUCUUAUUGUAUUGAAUGUUAAAGUUAAUGAAAAUAAUGCGUCUCGUUUUAUCACAUGUUCAAUUUCAAUGUUGCAAUGCCCUAUUCACUAAUUCUGAAUUUCUGUGCUCACUGAUUAAGAUUUUAAUUCUAAUUAUAAUCCAAAUACUAUUUCAAGUGAAAAACAA